AUGCCUCCAGUCGAUCUGGUGCCAGGCUGGGACUGGAUCGGAUGUAUCGACAGUGGAUUCAACGGUCCCGGGUACUCGCAUUAUGGAGAGAAAUACUACGAACCGUACGACUCCGGAUUUCAAAUUUAUCGGGUCAUCCCGGCUGACGUUUUGGAGGGUGAAGACAUCGAGGACCCGGCCGCAAGGGAAGAAAUGCGGUCUUGGGCAAGACACGAAUUUAAGCGCAAUAAGAACGUUGAAGAGAUGACGCAAAUUCGUUACCUGAUAUCACAAGGAAGACACGAAAUGGAAACUAUUAUCCUCUAUCUCAAGUAUGCAACUAGACAGUUGGGCAACUUAGUACCCCGAAGUGGUACUUAUAGGAUCGUCUUGUCGAGGAUGUAUACAUCUGAAAUUGCGGAAGGACUUGAGGGUACAUACAUGAGGAUCGAGCUAGCCCCCCUAGAGCUCCCGUACCGGUGUCAAUGCAAGAAAUCUUACCCGGGCCAUAGGUAA
This is a messenger RNA of Orbilia oligospora ATCC 24927, 495 nucleotides long. RefSeq lists its product as uncharacterized. The transcript has 7 exons. Bases 1 to 495 code for a protein of 164 amino acids. The record is from RefSeq and is a predicted model, not a curated record. NCBI's taxonomy places the organism in Eukaryota, Fungi, Ascomycota, Orbiliomycetes, Orbiliales, Orbiliaceae.